AUGGUUGCUAUCAAGAGUCUCUUCAGCGCCCUCCUGGCCACCGCUCUCAUCAGCGGCACCAGCGCCCUUCCAGUCCCUAAGACUGUCAAAGACGUCGUGCACACCCUCAACGACGCAGCAACCAAGUACACCAACCUGCACAACGCAGUCAAGGCUUUCGACGGACAGGUCGCUCAGUACACCGCCAUCACCAAGAAGGAGGCUGCUGUUGAAGCAUCUCUUCAUCGCGCCAUCGACGCCGCUCAUGCCACUGCUCCUCUUUCUGAUGAAGACAGCAAGUUUGUGAUGCAGGCCCUUGCGCAGCCUUACCCCGAGUUCAUGGGCGAUCUGCUUGCUGAUAUCGUUGCAAAGGAACCUAAGGUUAACCAGAUUGGCAAGAGCGGCGAUAUGCUGCGCAUUCUCAAGAGCCUGAGUGUUCUCUCUUCCGAGCUCCCCGAUGCUCUUGCGAAGAUUGUGGAUGCCAAGGACGCGGAGGAGAUUGACGGUGGAGACAAGUGGGCUCAGGGAUUGUUUGCUGAUGCUAUCAAGGCUUACUCCCAUUGA
Molecule: messenger RNA, 543 nt
Organism: Aspergillus viridinutans
Lineage: Eukaryota; Fungi; Ascomycota; Eurotiomycetes; Eurotiales; Aspergillaceae
Product: cell wall mannoprotein 1 family protein
Exons: 2
Coding region: 1-543 (180 amino acids)
Cellular component (GO): extracellular region
Source: RefSeq, a predicted model, not a curated record